This is a messenger RNA of Dracunculus medinensis (Guinea worm), 2274 nucleotides long. The record is from the annotation of a GenBank genome assembly. Lineage: Eukaryota; Metazoa; Nematoda; Chromadorea; Rhabditida; Dracunculidae.
AUGAGUAGUGGUAAUUCAAUUUAUGGCGGUCAGAAUUUCGAUAGCGGCUGCAAUUAUAUGAAAAAGGUUCCAGAAGUAGGAAAUUGGAAUGAGGAGGAUAUACAGAAGGUCCAUCUUCCCUCAGUAGUCAAUAGCGUUAGAACCGGUGAAAUACCACAAGAAUCACGUUAUAUACCUCCUCAUAUGCGCCAUACGAAUGCACCUGAAACAAUACUGGAAGGAGUUGCAACGCAAGAUACUUGGACAAGAACACAACAACAACAGCAGCAGCACCAGGUGAAUCGUAAUGCACCGAAUUCGAAUCUCUAUGAUCAUCGUGGUGCAAUACGAAAAAGUCAGAGUUUUGCUGGCAUCCAACCGCAGCAGUCUGAUUACAAUAAUCAAACGUGGUCGGGUGGAGGAUAUGAUUAUCAACCAUCGAUGGGUGGAAGACCAGGACGUGGACGUGCUGGUUUUGGACCUGCAGUUGGCUUUAGAGCUGGUACUGGUACUUAUAACCGCGGUAGAGGUGCAAACCGCGAUGCAGGUGGUGAUUUUGGUGUCAGUCGAGGUAUUGGUGGACCUCGACCAAAUUAUUCUGGUCGUUAUUCCUAUGAUAGGAGAACUUUACAUGAUGAGCAACAAUGGGGUUCGCAGCAUCAAAGAUCUGCUUUCCUUAAUCAUGAGCAUAUAGAAACUGUUCAAGACAAUUCGCGUUGGGCUGCACUUCGUGAUCCAAUUCCUGAGCGACAACAAAAAUGGACCGAGCAGCUUCCGCGUGAUGAACGCUUAGAAUCAGAAUUGUUUGCGGGAAUGAAUUCUGGAAUCAAUUUCGAUAAAUACGAAGAAAUCCCAGUUGAAGCAACUGGUCAAGAUUGUCCACAUCCCAUUUCUCUGUUCGCUGAUCUAAAGCUUCAUCCGUGGAUAGAGGAAAAUAUUCGUUUGUCAGGAUAUUGCCGACCAACUCCUGUGCAGAAAUAUUCAAUUCCAACUUUAAUGAAUAAUCGCGAUUUAAUGUCGUGUGCACAGACUGGUUCUGGUAAAACAGCUGCAUUUUUGGUUCCUCUUCUUAAUAAUAUUCUGCAAAAUGGACCUGAGGCUCUCUAUCGCUCUACGACACAACAAAAUGGUCGUCGAAAGCAGUAUCCAUCUGCGUUGAUCCUUUCUCCUACUCGAGAAUUAUCGUUACAAAUUUAUAAUGAGUCCAGAAAAUUCGCUUAUCGUACUCCUAUCACUUCUGCUCUUUUAUAUGGUGGGCGCGAAAAUUAUCGUGAACAAAUUAACAAACUUCGUCUUGGUGUACAUAUUUUAAUUGCUACUCCUGGACGUCUGAUUGAUGUCAUGGAACAGGGUUACAUUGGGCUUGAUGGUUGUCGUUUUCUCGUUCUUGACGAAGCAGACCGAAUGCUUGAUAUGGGUUUUGAGCCACAGAUAAGACAAAUAGUGGAUCUAUCGCGGAUGCCUAAAAAAGGGACGCGUGUAACAGCGAUGUUUUCUGCAACAUUUCCCAAAGAAAUCCAGAUGUUGGCGCAAGAUUUCCUUAUGCCCAAUUAUGUUUUCUUAGCAGUUGGUCGUGUUGGUUCGACUUCUGAAAACAUUAUGCAAAAAAUAGUUUGGGUUGAGGACAACGAGAAGAAAAGUUUCCUUAUGGAUCUUCUUGAUGCCGGAGAUAAGAAUGCUUUAACACUAGUCUUUGUGGAAACAAAAAGAGGUGCUAGUGAUUUAGCCUAUUAUCUUCAUAAUGACGGUUAUAAUGUCGUCGCUAUUCACGGUGAUUUGAAACAGUUUGAGCGUGAAAAACAUCUAGAGACUUUUCGCUCUGGAAUCGCUCCAAUACUCGUUGCAACAGCGGUGGCAGCGCGAGGGCUGGAUAUACCAAAUGUUAAACAUGUUAUCAAUUACGAUCUUCCUUCCGAUAUCGAUGAAUAUGUGCAUAGAAUCGGGCGCACAGGUCGUGUUGGAAAUGUUGGCCUUGCAACUUCAUUUUUUAACGAUAAAAAUCGAAAUAUUUCGCGAGAUCUUGCUGAACUGAUCGUUGAAGCCAAUCAAGAACUUCCUGAGUGGCUUGAAAAACUUUCAAUGGAUGCCCAGAGAUGUGGAACUAGACCCGGGCGACCUAAAGCUGGAAGUCGUUUUGGCGGUCGUGAUCAUCGAGUGCAAUAUUCUGGAAAUUCAAAUACUUCUGGAGGACAAUAUCGGCAAUGUGCUGGGUCAUACGGCCAAUCAAAUAAUCAGUGGAAUCAGCAGCAGCGAACGGUCCGAGCACCACCUCAGCAAGAUUGGUGGGGAAAUUAA